AUUACACAGGUGUCACGUCACUCAAUUUGAAACUAGUUGUUCAAAUAAUACCAUGAGCAAAGAAAUGUACACGGAUUUUUCUAUCGCUUCUGCGAAAUAUUUAUCGAAAUAUACAGGAAUAUGGUUGCCAAAGAAUAUAGCUGAAGAACGGCAAAGAAAGGUCACCGUAUCAUAUAUGACCGUCGCGCUUCUCUAUGGGAUAUACGUGAAUGUGAUGGAUAUCUAUCACACAUGGCCCGAUCCAAGUCACUGUAUGUUCCUGAUACUAAACGCCACGUGCAUCAGUGUAACAAUAAUCAAGAUGCUCAUUUUAAACGCUAAGAGAGCUGAAUUCGCAGACGUUCUUCUUUAUGCACAGCGGCAUUUUUGGCAUAACAAUUAUGAUUCCGAAGAACAACUGAUCUUUUCCAUAUGUGUCAAAUAUUGCACACGGUUUGUGAUGUUCGCAUUCCUUGCCCUACCAAUUGCAUUGUUUGGUUACGUGAUUACACCUAUCAUUGCAAAUCACGGAGGAGAUAAGUCAGAGAGGGUACUUCCAUUCAAGAUGUGGGUUGACUGGCCCUUAACUGAGACACCUUAUUACGAAUUAAUGUUCAUCUUUCAGGCAGACGUAAGUCCUUCUAUGCGUAUCAUUUUCCUAUUCCACAUGAUUGGAAGCCUGGGUUACCUGUGUAUGCUAACGUACACUUGCCAUCACAUGAUGGAGGAAAGCAUGAAUAUUACUACAACGAUAUAUUUAGGAUUUUGGAGCACAUUACCAAUGAAUAAAGUUGGAAGAUCAUUUCGAUCGAUGAUGAAAUUCAUUAUGAUAAGAUCAUUGAAACCAUGCUGUCUGACUGCUGGUAGAUUUUUCCCUGUGACUAUGGAAACUUUUACCACGCUUUUAAGUUCAACAUUUUCCUAUUAUACCCUGAUGAGGCAAUCGUUCAUUCGAACCGAAGGAGAAUAGUAUACAAAAUAACUUAAUAUACAAUGAAUUCGAUAUAAGAUAUAUACAGAUUUCAUACUUUUUAAUGUAUGCACUUAAUAUACAUAGAACAUUUCUUUAUAA
Molecule: messenger RNA, 1051 nt
Organism: Osmia bicornis bicornis
Lineage: Eukaryota; Metazoa; Arthropoda; Insecta; Hymenoptera; Megachilidae
Exons: 5
Coding region: 53-949 (298 amino acids)
Biological process (GO): sensory perception of smell; detection of chemical stimulus involved in sensory perception of smell
Cellular component (GO): plasma membrane
Molecular function (GO): odorant binding; olfactory receptor activity
Source: RefSeq, a predicted model, not a curated record